This is a messenger RNA of Triticum urartu, 1469 nucleotides long. The record is from RefSeq and is a predicted model, not a curated record. Lineage: Eukaryota; Viridiplantae; Streptophyta; Magnoliopsida; Poales; Poaceae.
AAAGUUAGCCACAAAUGUACGCAAAAGCGGAUCAAAUAAACACUAAAAUAUGAAAAAGCUGGUUGGACAAAUGGGAUUAUCCUUAUCCACCGCAAUACCAAAUGCAACCAUAAUAUGUUAUUUUCGUGGUAGUUUUCAUCAUUCAAAGUCAGACAUCUCACUAGCAUCUUUCACAUCCAUGCAAUCAUCCUCUGCCAGACUAAAUAUUGUGCUUUGUUCCUUUCAGAAAUCGAUUAUGUAAGUGUAUUGAACAGAAAUCUUCCAAGAGAUAUACGUGUAAUAGGUUGGUGUCCUGUUGCAGCAGACUUUCUUGCAAGAUUCUCCUGCUUGGGUAGGGAAUAUAAAUACCUGUUUUGGAAGCGGGGCUUGGAUGUAUCGAAAAUGCAGAAAGCUGCAUUUAAAUUCAUUGGGGAACAUGACUUCAGGAAUUUCUGUAAGAUGGAUGCAGCAAAUGUGAGCAACUACAAGCGAUACAUUACAGAUUUUAAUAUUUCUGCUUGUGACCAAAGGUCCAACCAUGAUGAGCUGUGGUCCAUGAAUAUCAGGGGUAGCGCCUUUCUGUGGCAUCAAGUUCGUUGCAUGGCAGCUGUUCUGUUUUUUGUAGGUCAAGGCCUUGAAUCACCUUGUGUAGUUGACUCAUUGCUGGAUAUUACCAAGACUCCUAGAAAACCUCAAUAUACAAUGGCACCAGAGCUUCCAUUGAUUCUACGAUCUUGUCUAUUCGAUGGAGUCAGCUUCAUGUGUUCAUCAGAUGCCAAUCAGGCUUUGAUUGAACACUUGAAGGAUGAACACCAUCAGUAUAUGCUCCAAGCUGCCAUAUUUGAUGAGGCUUUGACCUGUUUAUCUAUUCCAGAGCCUAAUCCACUUGAAUACCCUAAGAAGAAGAGAAAACACAUCCCUCUCCUGUCACGGGAAGCUGAACCUUCUUACGAGGAACGCAGAGCAAGAGUAAAAGCUAAGUCAGCAAAUGUGUAGUUGAGUGGCUACCUUAAGUAGCACACUAAGAGUUUGGCCUUCGAAGAUCGGCGCGGCUGACUGGCUGAGUGUUAUAAUCAAUCCAGCAUCAAGGGGCAAUCUCCUCAUCAGAACGUCUCUCCUUGAAGCUUGUGUUCUUACUGUGUGCACUUCUGGGACGGGCUAAAGUGUUACGUGGCGAUGGGGAAUCGACAAAAGAAGUUCAUCGUUCAGAUCUCCUUCAAGUUUUGUAGGUUCUUCACCACCCUUCACCAUCUACCAGCCUUCUGACAGAACUUGAUAUGGAUCAUACAUAGUACAUACUAUAAUUUCUCAGGCGGCAAUGCUUGGUCCCUUGGCAUUGCUUUUGUACCAGCGGUUGGCUGCAAGAUGGCGACCUUUUAUUUUGCACUAUGCAGCGCCAAUUGUGUCAUGUGAUGGCUGGCUCGUGCUCUUCCUUUUUUUAGGCCUGAAACAUGUAAUGAUUUCCUCCAAAAGUUUCAUAAAUUCUGAAA